AGCUGUCGUGCUCAAGAUGGCACGUCUGAUCUGCUAAGUCACGAUCCGCUAAGUCGGCCUGUAGCUACGGGUCGCUGGCAGGGCAUGACUUCAGGGCAGACUCAUGGUUUAUGAUGGAGAAGGCUCAGCUUCUCGCAUCCGUUGGCCAAAGCUGCACAUCAGAUGGCCGCCUUGUGGUUCGGUGGAUCCUGACGAGCCACCGGCACAUCACAAGGCUUCCUGGCUGGGGCGCUGCUGCCGCCGCGCCCAGUCGCCAGAUGAUGACUUUGAUGCGGCAGGAGACUUCCGGCGACAAGGUCUCACAGCAGGGGCCGAGGACAGUUUGCCUCAGCGGUUAGCUUUAGCAGUGCACCCUCGACGGUGUCCAAUGGAGACGAUUUGAUCUCUCACACCGUGCCUUUUGAUCCCGAAGAGUUUCUUCGACCUGUAUGUCGCUCUGACCUUGUGGACAGGUUUUACAGCAAGCUGGCAGAAGAGUAUGAGGCCAAAGCGGCUGCCUCUGCAUCUGGAUGCGAGGAGGGUGUUUGGCGAGAGACCAGCGUCUUUACCUCGCCGACAGGGCGCUCUGAGACGACACAGUCGUUCGCCUUCAGUGGUGCGGCAUCCCAGCUUCGCCGGCAGGAGAGUGCCUAUGCCACCUUGAAGGGCAGUAGUGACGGGAACUCUGCAGCCUUCGACAACACGGAUGAUGCAGAGGACACAGAACCGAGCCACCUGCCCACACAAACAGCUCAGCCAGAAGCGCGGUUUCUGAUGUGCAUAGGCCUGAUAACCCGGAGCACACAGAGCACGCUUCGCUGGAUCUGCAGGAAUCCGUGCCCUUCUCAGACUCGGAACGCAAAGACAGCGUGGACGCGCCCAUCGAGCAGGUCAUCUCCAUCCCAGUGGCCCAGUCGCCAAAGCAGAAGCACUUGGUCUUUAUGCUGGCCAGGAUGAGCCUGGCUUCAGAUCUGUCCAGUUCGUGGGAGUUGAUUCCAUACCUCCAGAGGAGAGCCCGGCCCGGAACCGACCAGUGGCUGGUGCUGGGCCUCUUCCGCCUCCGGAGGACAAAGUGGCUGACGCAUCUGAUUCAGAUAAAGAACCUGAUGCGAUGGCCAGCCGAUGCGUCCAGGAGAUGUGCAGAUUGAGGUCAACGAGCAGGAUACAGGGACUUGGUCAGUUAAGGAAUCUGACGAGUCAAGGUCAAGGCUUGGCCCACAUUGCAAGAGGGUUAGCCUUGCCCAGACGAUAUCUGAUGAAGAAGCACUAGCUGCUCUCGAGGCAGCACAGUGGCCGCCGGUAAAGCCUGCGACCUCAAAGGUUGUGGACUUUGCUGGUCCAUCUGACGAGGACUCCGUGCCCUCGCCGUUGCCCUCCCCUCCGAUGGCCCCGGCGACGCCGGCGCCCAUCACUCCGGCCACGCCCACGGUGAGCCCAGGGCCCUCCCGCAGCAGGACUGCGGCGGCGGCCGCUGCCGCCGCAGCAGCCAGAGCGGCCGCUGGGGCCAGAUCGGCCAUGGCAGCGGCCGGCAGCCAUUUCUCCACAGGAGGAGCAGCUUUGGCCACCUUGGUAAGUCCAGAGCCUGCGCCACCAGGAGCUGACAAGAGGGCAUCAUCCUCCGUUUUCAGUGGCCGCUUCAUGCCUCUCUCACUGUGGGCACAGGCUGAAAGCAGCCCUCCGGCGUCGGGCCCCGGUUCGCCUGAACAGAACCAGGAUAUCAAGCUAGUGGAAGACCUGGAGGCCGCUUGCGAAGGCAUGGAUAAGAUGGCAAGGGUGGCAAUGCAAGCAUCUGGCCAAUCAGUGCAGCCGCAAGUACAAGUCAGCAUACAGCCGGCAGUCCUACCCACUCCUCCUGUUGCGCCGGCGGAGCGGGCUACGCUUGCGAGAGGAUCAUCGGCACCGCCAGAUCCCUGCAGAUCAAAGAGCGGCCCGCUGGAGGCGGAUCCAUCGCCCAUCCCGCGACCCAUGUCUGCGGAUUCUCUGGCGGAUGUGGAGAGACAGGUUCACACAGGUCUAAGCAUCGUGCUACCAACAGAGGAGGGCGAUGGCAAGCUCUUGGUUCCUCCAUCACCUCCAACCAGUCCGCAAGGCGCAAGAGGACGACAAGGAGGCCGGGUAGCUUCGGCCACCUUUCGCGGACAGCUCUCGCCAUCGAGUCCCGCAGAUGCGAACGCCAACACCUGCAGUCCAGACCAGGCGUUCCAUUUGGCUCGACCGUCUUCUCGUCCGCCGCCGGAGCCGGAGACGCAGGCAAAAGAAAUCGAGCUGGACGUCCUGCAACCAGCCCCAUCAGCAGAGCCGGAGGAACGAAUAUCCAACACGAGGAUGCCAUCCAUGCUUGCCCUGGCGCAGGUGCUUUCGCAGGAGGAAGCUUCACCAUCCCUUGAGGCCAUCUCCUCGGGAUAUGCCACGGACAUGCUGGAAUCGCCGGCUCCGAGUGAAGCCAGGCCAAAAACGAUUUCUCGAGAGACGAGGGCAACAAGCGUGGAAAGUGCCUCCCCGCCGCCCCGGCGGAGCACUUUCCAAGGCGCACGACUGGAAGAGAGCAGGAGUAGAAGUUGCAGCCGGAACUCCGGCGCCAACCACCGUGCGGAGCUGCAAGUGUCACGGACGCAUGGUGAAGGUGUGACUCAGCCGGACCGGUCCGGUGCUAGAGAGCUGGAGGUGCCGAAGUGCGAGGUGCAGAGAGACCUGGUGACGGGGACGGCCUUCACGGGCAUCGAUGAGAAUAGGUCUGUUUCACCCUUUGUUGGUGACGAUGCUGGGGACGCUUUGUGUCCUUUCAACGAUGCGACGGAUUUCACAUUCGCCCCGUUGGAGGCCAUGGAAGAUGCAGGUCAUGCUGCUGCCAGAAGCGAGGAGGAUGCUGUGGAAGAUGCAAAUCCUGAUGGCUUAUGCGCUUCCCUAUCUUCCACCGCGAAUACAGCAAUCACAGAUUUGAAGACGUUCAGGCGAGAAGACCCCAAAGAGACAGCGGAUCUCGAGGUCAAGCGGAUCGAGACCUGCAAGCAAAGCGAGUCGGAUCGGAUGCUUUCUGUGGAGGCGGAUCUGAAGAGCUCAGAGCCGUCGGUGAUGAUCACAACUUGGGGUUCCAUUGAGAAUGAUGAUCGGAUGUCAGAAGGUACCAAGUAUCUCGAAGGACUCGAAUCUCGGAAGUCGCCACAGACGUCAAGAAGAAGUGAAGGUCGAAGACUCCAAAGGAAUCGCGGCCGACCUGGUUCCAACUACCAGGAUGCGCUGGACUGCCUGAGGCUUCAGGCGGGCUUCGGUAUGGACCUGGCAUGCUGAUGACUUUUGUUUCUGGCCUAUGGCAGCAUGAGAAAUGAUCUAUCGGCCUCGAUUUUUCCCAGAAUGCUCUUACUGAUGCCCCAAAUCUGAC
Messenger RNA from Effrenium voratum, 3358 nucleotides. Lineage: Eukaryota; Dinophyceae; Suessiales; Symbiodiniaceae. The record is from the annotation of a GenBank genome assembly.